CUCUUAAUUUUGCAGAUUACUGACCCAAAUGAAUACCUCCAAGCCAGAUUCCAGUUUUGGUCCAGUCACUGAGUUUAUCCUCCUAGGUUUCUCUUUUGAGUGGCAUAUUCAGGUACUCUUUUUCUCACUCUUCACUACAACAUAUGUCCUGACCAUUACAGGAAAUGGGGCCAUUGUUUGUGCAUUGUGGUGUGACCAGCGACUCCACACCCCUAUGUACAUAUUCCUGGGGAAUUUCUCCUUUCUAGAGAUUUGGUAUGUCUCUUCUACAGUCCCCAAGAUGUUGGUCAACUUUCUCUCAGAAACAAAGACCAUCUCCUUUACUGGUUGCUUUCUCCAAAUCUAUUUCUUUUUCUCUUUGGGUACAUCUGAGUGCUUUCUUUUGGCUGUCAUGUCCUUUGAUCGGUUCCUUGCUAUCUGUCGUCCCUUGCACUACCCUAAUAUCAUGACUGGACAUCUCUGUGCCAAAUUAGUUAUUGUCUGCUGGGUUUGUGGAUUUCUGUGGUUCCUGGUCCCCAUUGUUCUCAUCUCUCAGAUGCCCUUCUGUGGCCCAAACAUUAUUGACCAUGUUGUAUGUGAUCCAGGGCCACUGUUUGCAUUGGCAUGUGCUUCUGCCCCAACAAUCCAAUUGUUUUGCUAUACUCUAAGCUCAUUAGUUAUCUUUGGUAACUUUUUCUUCAUCCUUGGAUCCUAUACUCUUGUCCUAUUAGCUGUACUGCGUAUGCCUUCAGCCACUGGGAGACAUAAAGCCUUCUCAACCUGUGGGUCGCAUUUGGCCGUAGUAUCACUGUUCUAUGGCUCCCUGAUGGUCAUGUAUGUGAGCCCAGGACUUGAACACUCUGCUGGGAUGCAGAAAGUUGCAACCUUGUUCUAUGCUAUGGUUACCCCACUCUUCAACCCCCUCAUUUACAGUCUCCGGAAUAAAGAUAUGAAAGCAGCUUUGAGGAAACUUCUGGGAAGGUCCAACAUAAUCUGA
This is a messenger RNA of Chrysochloris asiatica (Cape golden mole), 976 nucleotides long. Its product is annotated as olfactory receptor 11H12-like. The transcript has a single exon. Gene Ontology annotation, molecular function: G protein-coupled receptor activity; olfactory receptor activity. The coding region runs from base 29 to 976 and encodes 315 amino acids. Gene Ontology annotation, biological process: G protein-coupled receptor signaling pathway. NCBI's taxonomy places the organism in Eukaryota, Metazoa, Chordata, Mammalia, Afrosoricida, Chrysochloridae. The record is from RefSeq and is a predicted model, not a curated record. Gene Ontology annotation, cellular component: membrane.